Messenger RNA from Diabrotica virgifera virgifera (western corn rootworm), 1333 nucleotides. It is a transcript of the gene sta, whose product is annotated as 40S ribosomal protein SA. The transcript has 5 exons. Gene Ontology annotation, molecular function: structural constituent of ribosome. Gene Ontology annotation, biological process: cytoplasmic translation; ribosomal small subunit assembly. Lineage: Eukaryota; Metazoa; Arthropoda; Insecta; Coleoptera; Chrysomelidae. Bases 370 to 1290 code for a protein of 306 amino acids. Gene Ontology annotation, cellular component: 90S preribosome; cytosolic small ribosomal subunit; ribosome. The record is from RefSeq and is a predicted model, not a curated record.
CCCAAGUGGCAUCUUGUCUCGUAAGUUUUGAAAAUAAUUCUUUUAAAGUUUUUGCCAUCCAUUAGUAAUAUUUGAUAAUUUUUGAACCAAUAAAUAGUAACAUGAAUUUUAAUAUUAAUUUGGAUAUUAUUUCUAGAACAAUUCGUAUAAUUAUUGGCAAUUUUAACAUUUUCAAUUUUGUUAACCUGUCUUUUACUCUAAGCCUAAGUUUCCUAAGUUUUUAAUUAGUAAUUAAGUAUAAAAAUUUAGAUUGUUGCUCAAUACGACAUAAACAUUUAUUAAAUUAAACAUGCCACAAGAAAAGUGUCUCAGAACCUUCCAAAUUUGGAUAGGAUUUGAGGUUUAUCGUAACUCAAAUUAAACGUAAAGAUGUCGGGAGGAAUCGAGGCUUUAAGCCUUAAAGAGGACGAUGUUACCAAGAUGUUGGCGGCUUCCACCCAUCUUGGAACAGCAAAUGUUGAUUUUCAAAUGGAACAGUAUGUAUACAAACGUCGUCAUGACGGUACUCACAUCAUCAACUUAAGGAAAACGUGGGAAAAGAUUCUCUUGGCAGCCCGUGCCAUUGUUGCUAUUGAACACCCUGGUGAAGUUUUCGUAAUUUCAUCUCGUCCCUAUGGCCAGCGUGCUGUUCUUAAGUUUGCUGCUCACACUGGAGCUACCCCUAUUGCUGGAAGAUUUACUCCUGGUGCUUUUACCAAUCAGAUCCAAGCUGCAUUCAGGGAACCUCGUCUGUUGAUCGUCACUGACCCUGCUUUUGAUCACCAACCUAUCACUGAAGCCUCUUACGUAAACAUUCCAGUUAUUGCUUUGUGCAAUACUGAUUCUCCAUUACGUUUUGUUGAUAUUGCCAUUCCCGGAAACAACAAAGCCUCACACAGUAUUGGUUUACUGUGGUGGCUUUUGGCUAGAGAGGUUCUCCGUCUUAGAGGAAUCAUUCCACGGGAUACCAAAUGGGAUGUUGUAGUAGAUCUUUUCUUCUACCGUGAACCAGAAGAGGCUGAAAAGGAAGAACAAGCUGCCAAAGAAGCUGUGGCUGCUGUUGUCAAACCUGUAGAUAUCCCAGCUCCUCUUGAAGGCCAAGACUUGGACUGGAAUACUACUGAAACUACUGAUUGGAAUGCUGAAGUUGCACCAGUUGCUCCUGUUGCUGCACCUGCAUACAAUGUUAGUGCUACUCAAGAUUGGGCUUCUGAAGUUGCUCAAGAGGAAUGGUCUACAAGUCAACCAGCUGCUCCUGCUGCUCCAGCUGCUGCUGCUCCAAAUUGGGGAGGUGCCAGUGAAUGGCGUUAAAAAUACUGUUUUGGACCAAUAAAUAAAACCCUUUAUUACCCGU